CUUGGAGCCCCGCCUCUCCGCCGCCGCUUCUGUCUCUCUGUGGUUACCGCCGCCUAGAGUGGCCGCCUGUGACGUCACGUCCUCUGUUCCUGAGGUUGAGAGGCCAGUGGUGUUGAGGCGCUUCAGCAAAGAUGGACAGUGAGGUACAGAGGGAUGGGAGGAUCCUAGAUUUGAUUGACGAUGCAUGGAGAGAAGAUAAAUUACCAUAUGAAGAUGUGGCAAUCCCAUUGAAUGAGCUUCCAGAACCAGAGCAAGACAAUGGUGGAACAACAGAAUCAGUAAAAGAACAAGAAAUGAAAUGGUCUGACUUGGCUUUGCAAUAUCUUCAUGAGAAUAUUCCUCCAACAGGAAACUAGUCUAUUGUCAAUGUCUCGUGCAGCAAUUUCUCUGCAAAUGUAUUUCUUAUUGUUCUUCACACGGUCUUUUCAGCCUUCUUUGCUAUGGAAGGAAGGUGUAUGUGGAAAAUGUCUAGGCUUAAAUCACAAGAAA
Molecule: messenger RNA, 489 nt
Organism: Anolis sagrei ordinatus
Lineage: Eukaryota; Metazoa; Chordata; Lepidosauria; Squamata; Anolidae
Gene: ANAPC13
Product: anaphase promoting complex subunit 13
Biological process (GO): protein K11-linked ubiquitination
Cellular component (GO): anaphase-promoting complex
Source: RefSeq, a predicted model, not a curated record